Molecule: messenger RNA, 6438 nt
Organism: Trematomus bernacchii (emerald rockcod)
Lineage: Eukaryota; Metazoa; Chordata; Actinopteri; Perciformes; Nototheniidae
Gene: sec31a
Product: SEC31 homolog A, COPII coat complex component
Exons: 28
Coding region: 201-5132 (1643 amino acids)
Biological process (GO): COPII-coated vesicle cargo loading; intracellular protein transport; endoplasmic reticulum to Golgi vesicle-mediated transport
Cellular component (GO): endoplasmic reticulum exit site; COPII vesicle coat
Molecular function (GO): protein binding; structural molecule activity
Source: RefSeq, a predicted model, not a curated record
GUUGCUGAGUGCCACGUUGAUGGAGACCAGUGGGGACGUGGAAAUCUGUCUUGAGUCCGUAGUCGGGACCCUGUAGCCUCUUCUGUUAUUACACCCUCUAAUCCCGAAGUGGAGCCGAACGAGGAACCUGUACAGUCGCAGGAGUAUUUGUCAACUAUUUUAUGUGUGUGUUCAUGUAAGAGGGAGCAAAGGAAGGAAGGAUGAAACUUAAGGAGAUUAACCGCACAGCCAUCCAGAGCUGGAGUCCUGCACAGCACCACCCCAUCUACCUUGCAACAGGAACAUCAGCCCAGCAGCUGGAUGCCUCCUUCAGCACCAAUGCCUCGCUGGAGUUUUUCGAGCUGGACUUGUCAGACCCAUCUCUGGACAUGAAGUCAUGUGGCAGCCUCGUCUCCUCUCACAGAUACCACAAACUGGUAUGGGGCCCCUAUGGGAUAGAUUCCCAAGGUAACCCAUCUGGGGUCCUUGUUGCCGGAGGCGAGAAUGGCAACGUCAUUCUGUACGACCCGGCAAAGAUCAUGGCUGGAGAGACCGACGUGAUCAUUGCAGAGAGUGACAAGCACACAGGGCCAGUCAGAGGUCUCGACGUCAACCCGUUCCAGACGAACCUGGUUGCAUCAGGUGGGAAUGAGUCUGAAAUCUAUAUCUGGGACAUGAAUAACUUUGGCUCUCCAAUGACACCAGGACCUAAAACUCAGCCUCUGGAGGACAUCAGCUGUGUGUCGUGGAACAGACAGGUCCAACAUAUCCUGGCCUCUGCCAGCCCGAGUGGCCGAGCCUCAGUGUGGGACCUCCGCAAGAACGACCUCAUUAUCAAAGUCAGCGACCACAGCAACAGAAUGCAUUGUUCCGGGCUGGCUUGGAACCCAGAAGUUGCCACUCAGCUGGUUUUGUCCUCGGAAGACGAUCGAAUGCCGGUUAUCCAGAUGUGGGACUUACGCUUUGCUUCCUCUCCUCUCAAGAUUUUAGAGAAUCACACACGGGGUGUCCUGUCCAUCGCCUGGAGUCUGGCUGAUCCUGAUCUGCUCCUGAGCUGCGGAAAGGACAACAGGAUUCUGUGCUGGAACCCAAACACAGCAGAGGUGCUGUACGAGUUGCCCACUAGCAGUCCGUGGUGCUUUGACAUCCAGUGGUGUCCCAGAAACCCCGCGGUGCUGUCGGCUGCAAGCUUCGACGGACACAUCGACAUCUAUUCCAUCAUGGGAGGAACCAACACGGCGCAGAGCCAGAGACGAGCUGACCAGAUUACCAACUCGUUUGGGAACAUGGAUCCUUUUGGCACAGGGCAAACUUUGCCCCCCCUGCAGCUGCCUCCUCCGGCUCCUGCUCCUCCAGCGACCAUCAACCCUCUGAAGAAGCCCCCCAAGUGGAUCCGCAGACCUGUUGGAGCCUCGUUUGCUUUUGGAGGUAAGCUGGUUUCUUUGGAGAACAGCAAGCCGAACCCACAGCAGCCUCAGCAGCGCUCCUCACACGUCGUACAUGUCAGCCAGGUCGUCAUAGAAACAGCAUUUUUGAAGCGCUCUGACCAGCUGCAGGCCACGCUGAGAGCAGGGAGCUUUGUGGAGUUCUGCCAGGAGAAGAUCGAUGGAGCUGAAAAUGAGUUUGAGAAGACUCUUUGGUCUUUCCUCAAGGCUAAUUUUGAAAGUGAUAUCCGCAGCAAGUACCUAGAACUCCUUGGGUACAACAAAGAGGAGCUCGCCUUAAAGAUUUCAGCAGCAUUAGAGGAAAAGCCUGCUGAGCCUCCACAGGUGGAGAUGCCCGCUCCAGUCAACCUGCAGUCUUUACCAGACCUCAGCCUUAUCCCUGCUGCUGAAACUCCAGAGGCAGCGUUCGACAUGAUUGCGGCUGCCGCAGUCCUGCCGCCCGUUGGCAACCCAGAAGAAGCAUUUGACAUGAUCGCUGCUGCAGUCGUGCCUCCCGCUGCCACUGCAUUUCUGCCACCUGUUGACAACCCAGAGGAAGCAUUUGACAUGAUCGCUGCUGCAGUCGUGCCUCCCGCUGCCACUGCAUUUCUGCCACCUGUUGACAUCCCAGAGGAAGCCUUUGACACGAUCGCUGCUGCAGUCGUGACUCCCGCUGCCACUGCAUUUCUGCCACCUGUUGACAUCCCAGAAGAAGCAUUUGACCUGAUUGCUGCUGCAGUCGUGCCUCCCGCUGCCACUGCAUUUCUGCCACCUGUUGACAACCCAGAGGAAGCCUUUGACAUGAUCGCCGCUGCUGCAGAUGUACCUCCCCCUGCCGCCUCAAUCGUGCCGCCUGCCGAAAUUCCAUUGGCAGCGUUCGACAUAUUCGCCGCCGGGGCAGAUGUACUUCCAGCUGACACCACAGUCAUGCCGCCUGCUGAAACUCCAGAGGCAGCCUUUGAUAUGAUUGCUAAUGCAGAUGUGUCGCUGGCUGAAAACCCAGAAGAAGUCUUUGACAUGGAUGCUGCUGCAGUUUUGCCGUCUGCUGACACUCCUGAAGCCGCCUUCGACAUGAUUGCAGCUGCAGUUGUGCCGCCUGCGGACCCCUUGGAGGCCUUUGACAUGAUCGCCGCUGCAGCAAAUCUUGAGCCUGCAGCCACGCUGGAACUGGACUCCGCUCCUGACCCUGAGACUGAAGAGCCAGCAGCGGAAGAUCUAGAAGUCGCUCCUGCCGGUGAAUCAGAAGAGAAUAUGGACCAGGUUCUCCCAGAGGAGGAGGCAGAGGAAGAAGAGAUCCCCUUGGACGAGGAGGAGGAGGCGGCACCAGUGGAGGAGGAACCCAGUCCUGCUGAGACCUUAGCUCCAGUCGAGGAGCCCGUUGAGGUUCCAGCUCCAGCUCUAGUGCCAGAUCCAGCUCCAACUCAGGCUCCUGCUCUGGCUCCAUCUCCAAUUCCAGCUGCAGCUCCAGUUCCCGUUCUAGCUCCCACUCCUGCUCCCACUCCUGCUCCCACUCCUGCUUCCACUCCUGCUCCUACUCCUGCUCCAGCUCCCACUCCAGCCCAAUCAGAAGGAGUCAGUCUCAGCAUCGGUCAAGAUGUGGACGGGCUGAUCACCCAGGCGCUGCUGACCGGAGACUUCGAGGGAGCUGUGGAGCUCUGUCUCCAUGACAACAGGAUGGCAGACAGUAUCAUCCUAGCCAUCGCCGGAGGAGCCGACCUCUUAGAGAAAACACAGAAGAAGUACUUUACCAAGAAACACAGCAAGAUAACCAAGCUGAUCAGUGCAGUGGUGCUGAAGGACUGGCACGACAUCCUGACCACGUGUGAGCUGCAGAACUGGAAGGAGGCUCUGGCUGCUGUCAUGACCUACGCUGAGCCCGAGAAAUUCUCUUCCCUCUGUGAUCUUCUCGGGGACAGACUGGAGGCAGGAGAGGACGCCCAGCUGCAGGCGCAGGCCUGUCUGUGUUACAUCUGUGCCGGAAACGUGGAAAAACUUGUUUCAUGCUGGACCAAGUCACAAGAUGGACACUGUCCACUCUCCCUCCAGGACUUGGUGGAGAAGGUGGUGGUGUUGCGUCGUGCCGUAGAGCAGACCCAGCGCUCUGGUCCCGCUGCUAUUGGCAUCCUGCUGGCUGAGAAGAUGAGUCAGUAUGCAAACCUGCUGGCUUCCCAGGGCAGUCUGACCACCGCCAUCACCUACCUGCCCGACAACACCAACCAGGUUUCCGUGCAGCAGCUUCGUGACCGCCUCAGUCGGGCUCUGGGGCAGCAAGCUGCGGCUCCUGCCGCUCCAGCAGCUCUGGUACAAACGCAGAAAGUUCAGUCCCAGCCUCCGGCCCCCACUCAACCUCAGCCCACCCUGCCCCGACCUCUGUUUACCCCGGUCCAACCUGCCAUGGUGCCUCAGCCCCGUGCAGCAGCCCCCCCUGUGGCCAUGCCAACGCCUGCUGCCUCCGCCCCAGCACAGCCGCAGUAUUACCAGCCGGUGAGGGCUGCCUCUACUGUCACCUCCUGGAGUAACCAAACUCCCACAGCCCUCCCCCAUCACCCUCCUCCUCCUUCUCAAGUAGGCAGGCCCUCAGAGCAGCAGGUGGAGCCUUCAAACCAAAUGUACGGGAUGCCACCGCCCGGCACGGACGCCCAACCUCCUGUCUCCUCCACUCCUGCUUACAUGUACUCACAUCAGUACCAGCCCUACCCCCAGGUCAACCAGUACCAUCCUGGAGCUGGGGGGGGGCCUGUCUAUCAGCCUCUGCAGUAUUCCUCUGCUGCCCCUCCAGCAGAGCCUGCCGGCUUUCUCUCUCACUACACACAGCCCACAUCCCCGGUCUAUCCCGGACCUCCUCCCAUCAGCCAGUGCCCGUCCUCCUCCUCUCCCUCAUAUCCUCCUUUCUAUCCAACAUCCUCCUCUUCCUCCUUUGCCGCUCCUCCAACCUCCGGAGCUUCUUUCCAGCAUGGCGGGCCAGGAUCUCCUGUGUCGUACAUGCCUCCUCCUCCUCCUCUUCAACAGGGCGGAGUCUCAGGUCCUCAGAAUGGCUGGAAUGACCCUCCUGCCCUGAACAGAGCAUCAAGGAAGAAGUCAAUUCCGACGAACUACACCCCUCCUACCCCCAUCACUGCUCCCAUCAUGGCUCCUCUGGGCGCUGACCCCCAGGCUCAGCCACUAUCAUCGGGGGCCCCUCAGGUUAUGGGUCAGGGCCAGCACGGGGCCCAGGUCCCGUACUCAGGCAUGCAGCAGCAGCAGCAGCAGCAGCAGCAGCAGCAGCAGCAGCAGUUCUCCCCUCCACCCAUGAACCCUGCCAUGCCUAAGACCAGUAUGGAGGGGGCCCCAGGAGCCCCAACUGGAGAUGUUAUACAGCCUCUGCAGUCCAUCCCUGCUGAGAAGAUCAUGAAGAAGCCCAUCCCUGAUGAGCACCUGAUCCUGAAGACCACCUUUGAGGGGCUCAUCCAGAAAUGCCUGGCUGUGGCUAUGGACCCUCAAACUAAGAGGAAGCUUGAUGAUGCCAACAAACGUCUGGAAGCCCUCUAUGAUAAACUCAGAGAGCAGACACUUUCUCCCGCCAUCGUUGGAGGACUUCAUAACAUCGCCCGGAGUGUAGAGUCCCGAUCCUACAUGGAGGGCCUGAACAUCCACACACACAUAGUCAGUAGCAGCAACUUCAGCGAGACGUCGGCGUUCAUGCCCGUGCUCAAGGUGGUGCUGACGCAAGCCAACAAACUGGGGGUGUGACGGGCAGAAACUCCUCCGAGUCUUUGACCCGUGCAAAAUGAAGAGAGAGCGGUCGGGCUCGUGUCACAGGGAGAUCCACCAUGACUCGGUGCAAAUGAUGGAAGAUUUGCGAGAAAGUCGUAUGGAAAUCCUGUUAAAUUCUUCUUUGUGCCAUUCAUGUUUUCUGACACAACUCAAACACAAGCCAUGCUAUCAGUCGCGCUCAGUGGUGAAAGUUAAUUCUGAGUCCUGUGCAAACACAAUCUCACAAUGAAUAAAGGGCUAGACACUAGUUAAAUUCAAAUUCGCCCUUAAUCUACCAACAUGCUAAAAAUUAAACUAGCUUUAAAUACAAACUUGUAGCAAAAUGAGAAAAGCGACAUUCAGGAAUUUUAAAGAUAUAUUUGAUCUACUUGUGUUGAGAUGUUUGAAAUAAAAGUAGUGUAUUUCAAGUUAAAUCUCAAUGAAUUUGGCAUUAACAGAAGCCUGCUGAUGAUAUAGAAGUGCGUGACCAAGCAAACCGCAAUCAAUUUAACAUAUUAGACUUUUAUUGUCUCACUAUAUUUGUGCACUACAAUAAUGCUCAGAUACUUUUAUAAUUCAUUAAACAUAGAUUUUAUGAACAAAAUCUUGCUUUGUUUUUAAAUAAAUGCAUCAUCGCCUGCAUGCAUUUUGCAACUGAUCUGCAGAUGAUGCAGUAAAUGGAAGAUAGAGACAGAAUGUGGAUUAAAUAUGAAUAAUGAGAAACAGGGCAUUAGAUUGAUUUUAAACCAGUAGUCCAACUCAGAGGCAUUUAAAGCAAGUUGUUUUUUUAAUGUACCUAACACGACUUUAGUUAGAGCUUUAAUCCCCUCUCUCUGCUUACACUGGCUCACUUUCACCACUGGUGUCACUGCAUACAACACAUUGGACCAAGAUAUUGUCGGGAUAUGUCACUGCAAAGCCAAGCAAUCCCAUUUCUUUAGGAUGUUUAAAUGUUUUAUUCAUGUUUUAGGUUUCUUUCAGUGUAAUCACGAGGCUCAGCAGAGUGCAAUGACCUUUUUUUUUUUUUUAAAGAGACUUUGCUUUUAUGGAAAUGUAAAGUAUGCAUGCUUAAACAAACGCUAACUGUCUUCUUUACUGGCUUUGGAGGUAAUUAACGGCUAAUUAAUUAGACCUGAGAAGGAAACUGGAAAGAGACUUGUACUUGGUUUUCAUUCCAACUAUGAUGAGGGCUCCAGUCUGAGGGGUCAACCUCAGCUAAUGUUGUUAAUAAAGGAGAACAAGUCUUUGUUUAAGAUUGACUACAUGCAAUAUUUUCAAUAAAUAGUAUUUAUUUACAAUAUGA